AUGAAUACUGACGAAGGAAGUAGAUCGCCUAUGGCGACAACAACAGAUCUAUCAUCUGAUGUUAAUCGUGCCAAUAUCGAAGAAUUACAAACGAGUUUUCUUGGUAAAACAUCUGAAUAUAUCAAUGCUCGUUUAAAUACUGUACUCGAUGAUCCGGUACUACUUCGUGUAGCGAUUAGGUUUUUAAAUUAUGCUUAUUAUUUGAUAAAAACGAAAAUCUUCUCAUGUGUUUUAAGACGAUGCCGUCUUGAUUGUGCAGAAGCUGAACGUCGUAUCAAUAAAUUAAAAGAAGAUAAUAAAGAAUAUGUAUCUAAAAGUGAAUAUCUUUCUCUUCAACAAACACACGACGAACUUGUUAAGUCAUCGGAACAAUUAAAGCAAAAUUUUCGUAAUGCCAAAGUUGAAUAUAAUGGAUUGAAAGAAGCACUUGAAUAUUUAAUUAAAGAUCGAGAUAAAUAUUUUACAUUGUGCGAAACUUAUCGUGCUACUCUAACUCCUAGACCGAACUGGGAACGAUGUGCGCCGAUCAUAGAAGGUGGAUUAGAACAUUGGAAGGAACUAUCCAUUGGCAAAACAAGUAAUCAACUCGUAGAUAUUUUACUCAAUGAAAUUAUUGGUGGCAAUGAUAUUUAUAAUAAUGUUGUAAAUUUUAUUGGUCUUGGCAUUGAUCCAACGGUACCGAAAUUUCUUCAAACUACAUCGAAUAUUCGUAAUCGACAUUUUAUGCAACGAGAUGUUUCUCUUUUAAUUGAAGAUAUAUGGAAACAAAAAAUUGAACAUGAUUUAGAGCAACAGAAUACGCUCGAUGCUAAACCAAAUUUUAAAAUAUCUCUUGUUGAUUUUGUGCAUAUUUAUUUCAAACGACGUUUUCCUGACGAAGAACUUCUACAAUUGGAAUGGGGAUACAAUCUCGUAACGGGAUGUCGACGAUUUAAAACAUCUUCUGAUAUUGGCAUUUUUUGGAGUGUUCUUCUGGGACAAGCAGACGAAGAGAUUUAUCAUAAAAAACAUCUUUUUUCCGACAAUACACAACAAGAUUCUUAA
Messenger RNA from Rotaria socialis, 1044 nucleotides. NCBI's taxonomy places the organism in Eukaryota, Metazoa, Rotifera, Eurotatoria, Philodinida, Philodinidae. The record is from the annotation of a GenBank genome assembly.